Molecule: messenger RNA, 3801 nt
Organism: Pocillopora damicornis (cauliflower coral)
Lineage: Eukaryota; Metazoa; Cnidaria; Anthozoa; Scleractinia; Pocilloporidae
Biological process (GO): signal transduction
Cellular component (GO): cell surface
Source: RefSeq, a predicted model, not a curated record
UCAAGAAUAUUACUUACAUCUAGAAAUUACUAUCAAACGGUUUUCACCGAUGAAAAAAUAAACGGAUAGACACCUGAGAUCGCAAGGGCAUUAAUUCCAGAUAAACUCCAUGUUGACGGUUGUUUUCUGGUUGUUUAUUUAGCAAUUAGUAGAAUAGAAGGAAAAAGUAUAUUUCAAGUAAAAAAAAAGGUCAAGAGGUCUCAUUUCUAGCAGCAAAAAAAGAUUCAAAGGGUGUACCUGAAAAGCCUCCAAAAAAAGACAGUUUGAAGUGUCAAAAGACUUCCCUUCUCUAUCAUUCCGUUGGAUCUGAUACACGUACAACCUCACAAAGGGCGUGAGGUUACAAUAACAACGGUUGCACUCUUUAUCUCAUAAACGUUAAAAUGAAUCAAUUUUCCGGCGAUGAAGUUCAACAGUGUCGCGGUCUAAGUUUACAAAGUACUCUCAGCUAAACUGCUUAGGAUCGCGUGAAAUUUACAAAUUGACGCCAAAAAAACUGGUCACCUGAUCCGCCGAAGGACUGACCGCAGUAUAAGUUUCGCUGAGAUGUCUACACUUCAUUAAGGGAAUAUAUACAAAUUCUCUUGUGAAGAGCGUUAACUGAUUCACGUCAACAGCAUUCGACACGUAGCUAUUCAACUGCUGAUUAUCCUGACGGACGGAAAGAAGACGGUGAACUUUUAACAGGCAGUGGUAGCAGCUCAUCCCGUUCAAUCUGCGUCGUGGAAUCCACUUAUUUUUGAACCGGCGUUGGGCCGAUUUUAAGUCUUAUUUAUCCGAGAUUUGCAUUUAAGCCUUCAAUUAACAAAUUGCCUUGGAUUCAAAGCCGACAACAGAAGCCCCAACGUUUCUAAAGAGCUCUCGGUUUUGAAAGCAAGUUGGUUGCACAAUGAAAUCUUUUCUCUUCCUCUCACAGAUUUUCAUUGUGUUACUGCUGUUCCAUAUAAAAGUCCUACAGGGCGCUAACAAGCUGGAAGUGGAGUUAGAUCUUCAGUCAGGCCGAGUGAUACCCUCAGUCCAUGCUGCUAAAUCUCAGGUAAGCUUCAUCGUCCAGCCCACUGCUGCUUCCCAACCGGAUCGUUGCGAUGGUCAAGCAGUCGUGCGUCUGGACUUCAACGGACCGUUCAAGAAGGCCAAAAUCGAACUUAUCUAUGGUGAAGAACCUCGUCUUUGGACUGCAACCAUAUCAAAUGUCCCAACAAGCUAUGGCUUCGGUUCGAACUUCAACUACUCAAGCAAUUGCGCAACGGCUGAAAUAUUCAACCAGCAAUUUCGAGUCUACAGUAACAAGCUACCUGGCUUUAGGUUUGACUCCCAAAAUGGAAAUUCUUUGAUGGUUACAGAGGACGAAGUUGUGGAAAAUGGAGCCAAUAUGACAAUCGACAUCGCGAAUGAAGCAAUAACCUGGGAAACGCACUAUGUUAAUUCUUCCAGCUACUUCCACAUCAAAAACAAUCGAUACCUUUUUUCACUCUCAGGACAAAAGCCAACGUUCGGUCCACCCUCAGACGGAUAUAUCUAUGCGGGGUUCAACCGAGUUCCCUACGGGAAUUUUCACAAUGGAUCAGGUCUUUGUAGGGUUCGCAUCACAUUCAAGCGGGAUUUGGGCAAAGAUUCACCUUGUGCGACCGGCAAUCAUGAUUGCCAUAAAUUUGCUGAAUGCCACCCAGUCAAGCGUUCAUUAUUCAAAUGCAUCUGUAAGCCGGGUUACCUUGGCGACGGGCGGAAAUGUAAAGAGUUUGAUCCAUGUUCUGCAAACAAUGGAGGCUGUCAGCACCUUUGCCGGCGGAAUUCGAACGGACACGCUUCAUGCAGCUGUAAUGAGGGCUUUCACUUACACCCGAACAAAAGAGAUUGUCUGGCCACAGAGGAAGUCAGAAAGAGAAUAAGGAUCAAGAUGGCGGAGGCCUUGCCCUGCAAAUCGAAGGAUAUCAAAGAUCACAUUGUUAGCAAAUUUCAUACAAAGCUUUUGAGUCUGGAUGCUUGUAAUUUUCCCUGCAAGAUUUACAAGCCGUUUUUGCGUUGCCGUCCAAAGGAUGGGGAUCGUCUUGUGGUGUCCGUAUAUUUUGACAUCGAACUUCAUCAAAAUGUGAUCUCACCUUCGAAAUUUUGUAAUAUCACAUGCGCGCGAUGUCAGAUGGAGGACAGAUUACAAAAACUGAUCGCCGAGCUUCGAGGGCUCACUAAUGGCUACAAAUUAAACGUGACGCUAUAUGACAAGACGUUUACUUUCGCUAGAAAUACUCUGCGAAUUUCAAAAGAGAGGGAAGAGAAGGAGAAAGAAGAAAAAGGGAAGGAAGAGGGUGAUCAGUGCUACAAGACAGCAAGGAAAAAAUUUAAGCGGCAAGCUCGCUGUCAGCCUGGAAAGUACUAUGACAUUUACCUGCGCAAAUGUAUGAACUGCUCAAGAGGAUCCUACCAACCUAACAGAUCAGAGAACUUUUGCUUCCGUUGCCCUGACAACAAGACGACACUAUAUGCAGGAGCGAGCGAUAUCUCACAGUGUAUAGAUACAAUUUGUGGUGGAAAUUUAACAUCGAUGUCAGGUGUAAUCACAUCACCAAACCACCCCGAUCCCUACCCCAAAGGGAUCGAGUGUGUCUGGAACAUACGAUGUCCCGAAGGUCGAGGCUUACUUCUACUUAUACCAAACAUAUCAUUACCGCUGACCAUGGAUUGCUCAGAUCAUCUAAUCAUGCGCAAAAAUGCCAGCCCAUUUUCAAAGACUACCUACUACGCAUGCGAGUCUUAUGAUAACCCUGUGGCUUUUAUCUCGAGAAGCAAGGAUCUCUAUGUCAAGUUUACCUCCAAAAGCACCAACGAAAUGGCCGAAGGGUUUAAGAUUUUCUACGUUACAUUUCAAGAGAAAUACAGAUCUUUGGUGAAGUCUAUUGUUCAAGACGGCAAGUUAUAUGGAAACAGCAGUCUUCGCAAAAUAUUACAGGACGAGAGUCUCAUCACGCAAAUUCUUGACAUCAUGGUUCAUCCUCACAAGUUUUUUUAUUUGCCCAAAAACGCAAAGAACAAACUCCCAGAGUUUUAUUCCUUCGUCGAAAAGAAAGUAGAGGCUAAGUUGAAUCUUAAACCUUACAAGUAAAGAAAAUAUCUUUUUUCAGAAGAAUUGUCCAACACGACAUAAGCAAAAGGGACCUUUAUCAGUCAGGAAGGCAGCGCUGAGUAAGACUUUUAGUUAGGAUUUCGCGGUUAAGAUAUGUACAAAGUUUUCAAACGCACGUGCUAAGCUAUUGUUACCCCCUUUAGAUCUAGUGUUUUGCCACGCCCUCGUUGUCUUCGUUGUCGGGAUUUGGACAGAAUGCAAAUGCUGUUUUUCACAGGGUAUGACGCAUUAAUAAGAGUAAUAUUAACGUAACGAUACUAAACGACAAAGUAUGCUUCGAAACUGUCGAUAGUAUUUUAAGUUUUGUGGUACCGUUUAAAUGUCUCUCUAAGUGGUAGACAAAUACUUAGCCUUUGUCAUUUAUGUUACUAUCUAGAUUUGUCGUCGUCAUUGGUAUUGUUUGCGUUAGUAAAUAACAACCAUGCGCAAAUUAAAACUGGAAUCGUAGGAUAUUAUCGAUAAGAGGUUAUAAGAAUCUCAAGACUUAUUUUAUUGGUUUGUAAGUAAAAUGCGACCCGGUGACAUACAAAUAUAUAUACUUAAUAAUUGAUUAAAAAAAAACAACAAUGGUGAUUCGUAAUCAUGACCACGCCCAUGAAGAUAAUAUCGACAUUAAAAUAAGCGAUGUUAUUUCAUAGUCACGGGCGUAAGAGAAAGCACUAAAUAAAUCGGUUAUGGGCCAA